Aspergillus fumigatus Af293 is the source of this 1017-nucleotide messenger RNA. Its product is annotated as NAD(P)-dependent alcohol dehydrogenase. NCBI's taxonomy places the organism in Eukaryota, Fungi, Ascomycota, Eurotiomycetes, Eurotiales, Aspergillaceae. The record is from RefSeq and is a predicted model, not a curated record. Gene Ontology annotation, biological process: D-sorbitol catabolic process. Gene Ontology annotation, molecular function: zinc ion binding; L-iditol 2-dehydrogenase (NAD+) activity.
AUGACGCCGUCCCUCCUCCCAGAAUCGCAUUACGGCGAUGUAGUCGCAUCAAUGAAACCCCCGUCUAACGACCCCCAGAUCAUCCAAACCCCGCUUCGUAACCCAUCGUUGCAGGUCACAGCAGACCACCAACUCAAGUUUGUCGAAGCGCCAGUGUACGCUCCCCGACGCGGGGAAGUUCUUCUUCAAAUCAAGGCUACUGGAAUUUGCGGAUCCGAUAUCCAUUUCUGGAAAUCAGGUCGAAUCGGCCAGCUAGUGUUCGAGGGGGAUUGCAUUAUCGGCCAUGAAGCGGCCGGCGUAGUCUUGAGAUGCGGUGAAGGCGUCACCAAAUUCAAGCCAGGCGACAGGGUCGCAGUCGAACCUGGCGUUCCAUGUGAACAAUGCUUCCUCUGUAAUGAUGGCCGGUAUAACCUCUGCGAAGACGUACAGUUUGCCGGAGUCUAUCCGUACGCAGGGACCUUGCAACGAUACAAAGUCCAUCCUGCGAAGUGGCUGCACAAGCUUCCAGACGGCUUUUCCUACGCCGAAGGAGCCCUCCUCGAGCCUCUCUCCGUUGUCAUGCGCGGCAUCCAAGUGGCCCGCCUAAAUCUCGGCAGGGGAGUCGUAGUGUGCGGCGCCGGACCCAUCGGUCUCAUUGCUCUUGCUGCAGCGCGCGCAUCAGGCGCCCACCCGAUUGUCAUAACGGACGUUGAGCUGAGGCGGCUUGCGUUUGCGAAAGAGAUUGUGCCGAGCUGUAUUACAUACCAGGUUGAUCUCGCGAAGGAUGCGCAGGACAACGCACUCGCUAUUAGGGCCCUCUUCGGAGACAGCGAGUACGUUGCGCCAGAGGCGGUGCUUGAGUGCACGGGGGUGGAAAGUAGUGUUUGUACAGCGGCGUAUACUGCGCGCCGGGGUGGUGUGGUGGUUGUGAUUGGUGUUGGGAAGGCGACUAUGAAUAACCUGCCCUUUAUGCACAUGUCUCUUGCAGAGGUGAGAUUCACUCUGAAUCUUGGGCGAAUCCGUGCUAACGAUGGCUAG